AUGAGAAUUGAUGAUGAGGAUGGCCUAGACAUCAAACCACCCCAGGUACAGGCCGGACGAAAGGAGCGGAAACACAAACAUAAAGACGAUCGUCGUCGCAACAAGGAAAGACACUCCCAGGCACAAAAUAAGAGUGAUAGACAGCCAAGAGAAAAAGAUAGAUCCUCACGUAGUGGCCAUGGUUACAGUCGUGAGCCACAGAGAUCCAGAAAACAGGAUAUGAGGGAGCGAGAGGUCAGAGAUACAAGGGAUAGUUAUCGCGAAUCUAAAGAGAAGGAACGAGAGCGUCGAGUCAAGGAGGAAGAGAAGAGGCAAAAAUCUCGUAUAGAGAGAGAAAGGUUGGAAAGAUUGGAGAGAGAAAAGGAAAGAGACAGAAUAAGAGAAACAAGGGAGCGUAAAGAAUUAGAAAGACGAAAACAAAGAGGAGGAGGAACGAGAAAAAGCAAGAGCAGAGGCUCUAUACAGACGUGAAAGGGAGAAGGGUAAAAAAGCAUUAAAACAGUCAAGGGUACGGAGUCGAAGUCGAGAACGCCAAUUUACCAGUGAUCCACACAGAGAUAAAAAAUCUCGUCAUCGUAUGAAGUCACCAGAGCCAGAGCGGUCAAGGCCCCGUGGUCCACACACACCUGAGGAGGAAUAUCCACAUGAGGUGGAGGAUAUGGAUGAGGAGGAGGAUGAAGAGGAGGAAGAGGACCAUGUCACAUCCUCCCACGAGGGGCUUGCUGAAGGCAGUGACGCCCACAGUGGCGACUCGGACGUAUCUGUCGAGGAGGAGGACAGCGAAUCUGAUUCUGAUUC
Messenger RNA from Pecten maximus, 798 nucleotides. Its product is annotated as cyclin-dependent kinase 11B-like. The coding region runs from base 1 to 471 and encodes 156 amino acids. The transcript has 6 exons. The record is from RefSeq and is a predicted model, not a curated record. NCBI's taxonomy places the organism in Eukaryota, Metazoa, Mollusca, Bivalvia, Pectinida, Pectinidae.